This is a messenger RNA of Effrenium voratum, 594 nucleotides long. The record is from the annotation of a GenBank genome assembly. Lineage: Eukaryota; Dinophyceae; Suessiales; Symbiodiniaceae.
AUGCAAGACACUGUCUUGGUGACUGUUGCCCAGCGUUGCGCGAAGGCCCGCCAAGCACUCGCGGAACAGAGCCUCGGCCUCGUCCAGCCGUCCACUCUCCUUGAGUGGGGCAGCGCGAAUGAGAACGGACACCGGGCUGCCUUUUGCAUUCCCAUGAUCGUGCCAACAGCCAUUGCCUACAACAUCUUCGAGUGUCAGACGCCUGACCUUCAAGCUAAAGGUGUCCCACUUGGUACGGAUUACAAGGGCCGUGAGGUGCACGGGAGCCGGGAUGUGUGGGUGGUGCGCGUGGCUGCCCGUGAGGCCGUGACGGUGCUCCAGCUGCGUCUGGCCCAGCUGCGGAAGCGCCAUGGCAACUUCCUGAUCUGCAUGGACGAGCUGGGGCGGAGACUCCACUGCCGCGGGCGGUAUGAGGAAGCAGAGCCUCUUUGCAGGGAAUCUUUCAACCUACGCCGUGCCCAGCUGGGCGAGGAGCACACAACUGUACUGAGUUGCUCCGCCACAUGGGUCAGCUGGAGGAGGCGAAAAAGCUUCACUGCGAAGGCCUGCAGAGGUGCCGCGCCACCUUGGGCGACUCGGCGGCUGCCACGCUGA